AUGCCAUUCCCAGGCGCACCACCAAUGCCGCCAAUGCCACCGAUUCCGAUGCCUGCUAUGAGACCCCCAAUGGCUGUACCAAUUAUACCAGUUCCUGUAAUUCCGCCACAGCCACCAAUCCCUCCAGUCCGACCACCGGCUGUCCCAGUGCCACCAGUAUCUGCUGCUCAGCCAACUGUACCGACCUCAGCCGCCCCCACCACACCAGCAACAACUGAAGCUAGCGCCACACCAGUACCGGCAGCAGCAUCUGCUGCUGCUGCUGCUGCUGCUGACGAUGGUCCGCCAGCAGCCAAGAAAGCUCGAACCGAAGACGAUCUGGAGAGUGAGGAGGCAUGGUUGUCCAAGGUGACUGGCUCGAUCACUGUGUAUGUGCAAAUACCGGGAACUUCACCGAAUCCCGAAUGGAAGCUUGAUGGAAGACGUUUGAGUGUUACAAUGGACAUUGCUGCUCCGGCAAGUUUUCAGCCUACUUUUCCAAUCGGCACACUAAAGAAUUUCGUGCAAGACGAGACUGGUCUGCCUGGUUCCAAGCAAAAACUGCUUUAUGAUGGAUUAUUCCUGAAAGACGCCUGCACUUUGGCGUACUACAAUAUGAAUACUGACGCCGUAGUGCAGCUGCAGAUCAAGGAAAGAGGCGGAAAGAAAAAGUAG
Molecule: messenger RNA, 654 nt
Organism: Gongylonema pulchrum
Lineage: Eukaryota; Metazoa; Nematoda; Chromadorea; Rhabditida; Gongylonematidae
Source: the annotation of a GenBank genome assembly